This is a messenger RNA of Cornus florida, 1053 nucleotides long. Its product is annotated as ethylene-responsive transcription factor ERF086. Gene Ontology annotation, biological process: regulation of DNA-templated transcription. Gene Ontology annotation, molecular function: DNA-binding transcription factor activity; DNA binding. NCBI's taxonomy places the organism in Eukaryota, Viridiplantae, Streptophyta, Magnoliopsida, Cornales, Cornaceae. The record is from RefSeq and is a predicted model, not a curated record. The transcript has a single exon. Bases 1 to 1053 code for a protein of 350 amino acids.
AUGUCCACCUCCAAAACCUCAGAUAAACCCUUCACAAGCUUUGAAACCAUCCCAACUCAAAUGGGGUUUUCGCUACUUCAGCGAAACACAUCCCCACCUCAACCUAGUGAGCGAAGAGGCCGGAGGAAGCAAGCAGAGCCAGGGAGGUUCCUUGGCGUGAGACGCCGCCCUUGGGGACGAUAUGCUGCUGAAAUCAGAGACCCUACAACAAAAGAGAGACACUGGCUUGGGACAUUUGACACUGCUCAAGAAGCAGCUCUUGCUUAUGAUAGGGCUGCCCUUUCCAUGAAGGGCACCCAAGCAAGAACCAACUUCAUAUACUCUGACAACACAACUUUCCACUCUCUUCUCACUCCACUUGAUGUCCAAACUCUCUUGCACCCAUCCCAGUUCCUCACUACUACUACUACCACCACUCAGAGUACUAAAAAACCAACCAAUCAGAACAGUCAAUGUCAGCUUGACAUAUGUCAAACUGAUCAGACCACCAUCCAAUCUGAUAAUGACUCUUGUUCUCAAUCUUCAUAUGGUACUUCAUCACCUAAUAAUAACUUCUUUUUCUCUAGUGACACAAACUCAGGCUACUUGGACUGCAUUGUUCCUGAUAACUGCUUGAAGCCUCCUUCCAAUCCCACCAAUACAAACUUCAACAAUUGCAAUUUCAACGCUUCAAAUGAUCAAAACCUUGGCUCAAACACAAGCUUUCUUGAAAUUCAAUCACAUUGUGAAGAAAUCAAUCAACUCUCUCUUGAUGCUUCAAGUAUAUCAGCAUUGGCUCCUAACCCUGGAGAUUUCCCUUGCUUUGAUGAACUUAAUAAUGGAUAUUGGGGUGGUGAGCAAUACUCAUGGGAGCUGAAUCCUUGCGAACUCUCGGCUAUGAUCAACAACCCAAUGGUGGUGCAAGAUGGGUGCAUGGAAACUUCAUAUCCAAUCAUGGAGGAUAAUCCAAGUUACGCGCUAAUGCCUCCGGCAACUUCUUCAGCUGCAACUUGCUCAUCACCUUCAAUUUCUCCUCUUGUUGAUGUAAUUGACUUUGGAUACUCUCUCUUUUGA